GUAAGUAACUGAAGGGGACAUGAAGAAUUGACAUUUAAAUGGCCAGCAUGUUGCAAAAGUCUGACAGCAACGCAAGCUUCCUCCGAGCUGCCAGAGCUGGCAAUCUGGACAAAGUAGUGGAAUACCUGAAAAGUGGAAUAGACAUUAACACAUGUAAUCAGAAUGGACUCAAUGCUCUGCACCUGGCGGCAAAAGAAGGCCAUGUGGGACUGGUACAAGAAUUAUUGGAAAGAGGGUCAGCUGUGGAUUCUGCCACUAAGAAAGGGAAUACAGCCCUGCACAUUGCAUCCUUAGCAGGACAAGCUGAAGUUGUCAAAGUUCUGGUUAAGGAAGGAGCCAAUAUUAAUGCACAGUCUCAGAAUGGCUUUACUCCUUUAUAUAUGGCAGCUCAAGAGAACCACAUUGAGGUGGUGAAAUAUCUCCUGGAGAACGGAGCCAACCAAAGCACAGCUACUGAGGACGGUUUCACUCCCCUAGCUGUUGCACUGCAGCAAGGACACAACCAGGCGGUGGCCAUCCUCCUGGAAAAUGACACCAAGGGGAAAGUGAGAUUACCGGCUCUGCACAUCGCCGCUAGAAAAGACGACACCAAAUCGGCGGCGCUCCUACUGCAGAACGACCAUAAUGCCGAUGUGCAGUCCAAGAUGAUGGUGAAUAGGACGACUGAGAGUGGCUUUACACCUUUGCACAUAGCCGCGCACUAUGGAAACGUCAACGUGGCAACGCUUCUGCUAAACCGAGGAGCUGCAGUCGAUUUCACAGCAAGGAAUGGAAUCACCCCACUGCAUGUGGCUUCCAAAAGGGGAAACACAAACAUGGUGAAGCUCUUGUUGGAUCGCGGAGGGCAGAUCGAUGCCAAAACCAGGGAUGGACUCACCCCACUCCACUGUGCUGCAAGAAGUGGACACGACCAAGUUGUGGAGCUGCUCCUGGAACGAGGUGCCCCACUGCUUGCACGGACCAAGAAUGGACUCUCUCCGCUUCACAUGGCGGCCCAGGGGGACCACGUGGAAUGCGUCAAGCACCUGCUGCAGCACAAAGCCCCCGUGGAUGAUGUCACGCUGGAUUACCUGACCGCCCUCCACGUGGCUGCGCACUGCGGCCACUAUCGUGUCACCAAACUCCUUCUGGACAAGAGAGCAAAUCCCAAUGCUCGCGCCCUGAAUGGUUUUACUCCACUGCACAUUGCCUGCAAGAAAAAUCGCAUCAAAGUCAUGGAACUCCUGGUGAAAUAUGGGGCUUCAAUCCAGGCUAUAACAGAGUCGGGCCUCACACCAAUACACGUGGCUGCAUUUAUGGGCCACUUGAACAUAGUCCUCCUUCUGCUGCAGAACGGAGCCUCUCCCGAUGUCACUAACAUUCGUGGAGAAACUGCGUUGCACAUGGCGGCACGUGCCGGGCAGGUGGAAGUAGUUCGCUGCCUCCUGAGAAACGGGGCCCUGGUUGAUGCCCGAGCCAGGGAAGAACAGACUCCAUUGCACAUUGCUUCUCGCUUGGGCAAAACGGAGAUCGUCCAACUUCUGCUCCAGCACAUGGCCCACCCCGAUGCCGCAACAACUAAUGGGUACACUCCACUGCACAUCUCUGCCAGAGAGGGACAAGUUGAUGUCGCAUCGGUUCUCCUAGAGGCAGGUGCCUCGCACUCCAUGUCCACCAAAAAGGGAUUCACACCUUUGCAUGUGGCGGCCAAAUAUGGGAGCCUGGAAGUGGCAAAACUCCUGCUGCAGCGCCGUGCCUCUCCCGAUUCAGCUGGCAAGAAUGGAUACACCCCUCUGCAUAUUGCUGCCAAGAAAAAUCAGAUGCAGAUAGCUACCACUCUAUUGAACUAUGGGGCUGAGACCAACAUUUUGACCAAGCAGGGAGUCACCCCGCUUCAUUUGGCCUCCCAAGAAGGUCACACUGACAUGGUGACCUUGCUUUUGGAGAAAGGAUCCAAUAUCCACGUGGCAACAAAGACUGGACUGACAUCCUUACACCUUGCAGCUCAAGAGGAUAAAGUGAAUGUAGCUGAAAUACUCACAAAACACGGCGCAAACCAAGAUGCUCAGACAAAGCUUGGUUAUACACCUUUAAUUGUGGCGUGUCACUAUGGAAACAUCAAAAUGGUGAAUUUUCUUCUCAAGCAGGGAGCAAAUGUCAAUGCUAAAACUAAGAAUGGGUACACCCCUCUUCACCAAGCUGCUCAACAAGGCCACACUCACAUCAUUAACGUUCUUCUCCAACAUGGGGCCAAGCCCAACGCCACCACCACUAAUGGUAACACUGCCUUAGCUAUUGCAAGGCGUCUGGGAUAUAUCUCAGUGGUCGAUACGCUGAAGGUUGUAACGGAGGAGAUUACCACCACCACAACUACUGUAACAGAGAAGCACAAGCUAAAUGUACCUGAGACAAUGACUGAGGUCCUGGAUGUUUCAGACGAAGAAGGUGAUGACACAAUGACAGGAGAUGGAGGAGAGUACCUUAGGCCAGAAGACCUCAGAGAACUGGGAGAUGACUCUUUACCAAGCAGCCAGUUCUUAGAUGGUAUGAACUACCUCAGGUACAGCUUGGAAGGAGGACGAUCUGACAGCACCAUGCCCAGCCUGCGAUCCUUCAGUUCAGACAGGUCCCACACAUUGAGCCAUGCCUCCUACCUGAGGGACAGUGCCAUGAUUGACGAUACGGUUGUAAUCCCCAGCCAGCAGGUAACAACUCUGGCCAAAGAAGCUGAAAGGAAUUCAUAUCGCUUAAGCUGGGGCCCUGAAACCUUGGACAAUGUGGCUCUUUCUUCCAGCCCUAUUCAUUCAGGAUGCUCUUCUCCAUGUCUUGAUCAUGACAACAGCAGCUUCCUAGUUAGUUUCAUGGUGGAUGCUCGUGGGGGUGCCAUGAGAGGUUGCAGACAUAACGGACUACGAAUCAUUAUUCCUCCGCGGAAAUGCACUGCUCCAACACGAGUGACUUGCCGGUUGGUGAAACGCCACCGACUGGCCACCAUGCCUCCCAUGGUGGAAGGUGAAGGUCUGGCCAGCCGCCUGAUUGAAGUUGGACCUUCUGGUGCUCAGUUUCUUGGGCCUGUGAUUGUGGAGAUUCCCCAUUUUGCUGCUCUGCGUGGGAAAGAGAGAGAGCUGGUGAUCCUGCGCAGUGAGAAUGGGGACAGCUGGAAGGAGCAUUUCUGUGAAUACACUGAGGAUGAACUGAACGAAAUCUUGAAUGGAAUGGAUGAAGUACUUGACACUCCAGAGGAGCUUGAGAAGAAACGUAUCUGCCGCAUCAUCACCCGAGAUUUCCCUCAGUACUUUGCAGUGGUAUCCCGGAUCAAACAGGACAGCAACCUUAUCGGACCCGAGGGAGGUGUGCUGAGCAGCACUGUUGUACCACAAGUGCAGGCAGUCUUCCCAGAAGGGGCUCUAACCAAGCGAAUUCGCGUUGGCCUCCAGGCUCAACCUAUGCAUACUGAACUUAUAAAGAAGAUUUUAGGCAACAAGGCUACCUUCAGUCCUAUAGUCACACUGGAGCCCAGGAGAAGGAAGUUCCAUAAACCCAUCACGAUGACGAUUCCCGUCCCCAAGGCCUCCAGUGAUGGGAUCAUGAACGGUUAUGGAGGCGACACACCCACUUUAAGGUUACUAUGCAGCAUAACAGGAGGAACCACCCCUGCCCAAUGGGAAGACAUCACCGGAACAACACCGCUGACAUUUGUUAAUGAAUGUGUUUCCUUCACAACAAAUGUGUCUGCCAGAUUUUGGUUGAUAGACUGUCGACAGACACAAGAAUCUGUUACUUUUGCUUCCCAAGUGUACAGAGAGAUUAUCUGUGUCCCCUACAUGGCCAAAUUUGUGGUGUUUGCCAAAUCACAUGAUCCCAUUGAAGCACGGUUAAGAUGUUUUUGCAUGACAGAUGACAAGGUGGAUAAAACUCUGGAACAACAAGAAAAUUUUGCUGAAGUUGCCAGAAGCAGGGAUGUAGAGGUAUUAGAAGGAAAACCCAUCUAUGUUGACUGCUUUGGCAAUUUGGUGCCACUAACAAAGAGUGGGCAACAUCAUAUAUUCAGUUUUUUUGCCUUCAAAGAAAAUAGACUUCCUCUGUUUGUUAAGGUGCGAGAUACCACCCAAGAACCCUGUGGACGAUUAUCAUUCAUGAAGGAGCCAAAAUCUACAAGAGGCCUCGUUCAUCAAGCCAUAUGUAAUUUAAACAUCACUUUACCCAUUUACACAAAGGAAUCAGAAUCAGAUCAAGAACAAGAAGAAGAGGUUGAUAUGACUUCAGAAAAAAAUCAACAGGAUGAUCAGGAAAGGACAGAGGAAAGACUGGCCCACAUUGCUGAUCAUCUUGGAUUCAGCUGGACAGAGCUAGCCAGAGAACUGGAUUUCACAGAAGAGCAGAUUCACCAGAUCCGAAUUGAAAAUCCUAAUUCACUUCAAGACCAGAGCCAUGCACUCCUCAAGUACUGGCUUGAAAGGGAUGGGAAACACGCAACAGAUACAAAUCUUACCCAAUGUCUUACAAAAAUCAACCGGAUGGAUAUUGUUCACCUAAUGGAGACCAGCGGCAUAGACUCCAUGCAGGUCCACGGCACUCGCACGUACGCAGAAAUUGAACAAACAAUAGGAUUGGACCAUAGUGAAGGGUUUUCUGCACUGCAAGAAGAACUGUACAGUUCAAGACAUAAGCAAGAAGAACGACAUAGAAUAUCUAAAGACAGCGAGCCAACUGAACACCCUCCUAUUGUCUCUGAGGAAGACGUGUCUGUCAGUUAUUCUCCUUUUCAGGACAGUACUCCCAGGAGUGAGGCAGAAGGAUCAAUGGCUGAGCUCCUGAGACAAGCACAUAAGGAGCAAGUAGAAGCUGAAUUCUCAGGGAAACCCCAAGAUGUGCCAGAAAAACCGUCUGCUUCACAACAUGAAUAUUUUGUCACAACUCCAGGAACAGAGCAGUCUACGGCACCAGUAACUGGAAAAGCAGGAAGCGAAAAAUCUGCACACUUCAGUGCAGCAAAGGAAGAGAGAGAAAAACCACCCCCACAGCCCCCAUCAUCUGCCCAGAGAAGUGACUCUCCCAUCAUCCAAGAGCCCGAGGAUCCCCAGCUCCACGAGGAUGACCUCUCUCCAAGAAGAACUAGUCUAGUGAUAGUGGAGUCAACUGAUGAGCAGGCAGAAAAGUUUGGAAGAGGCUAUGAAGAGGAAUCUUUAGAAAAGGCUGAUAGUAUGCCUGAAAUGCCACCAGAAACAGUCACAGAAGAGCAAUAUACAGAUGAACAUGGCCACACAGUGGUAAAGAAGGUCACUAGAAAGAUCAUCCGGCGAUACGUUUCUCCAGACGGCACAGAAAAAGAGGAGGUCCUAAUGCAAGGAACACCACAAGAACCUGUCACUGUCGAAGAAGGAGAUGGCUAUUCCAAAGUUGUAAAACGGGUUGUGCUGAAGAGCGACAGUGAACAGUCAGAGGUGACCCUGUCUGAACCUGCUGUUUUGCCUAGUGCCUCCAAAUUCCAGUCUGAACCAGUGGAAGGCCGGAAGGUCAGCAAAGUCAUAAAGACCACUGUAGUGCAAGGGGAGAGAACGGAGAAACACCUGGGGGAUGCUAGCUUAGCUACUGAUCUUCCGUCAGCCAAAGAGGAUUUCGAAGAGGCUUUGAGCUAUACAGGUAACCAAAUGAAAGUCCAGCUCCCCGCUUUAGUAGAGAAAGAAAUCAUGAAAGAGGACGGAUCAGUUAUUAAAAGGACAACACUGAGUAAAGCCAGCACACAGAAGAGGACUGUGAUGAAGGAUCGGUACGGAAAACACGUUCACAUAGAAGAGCUGGAAGACACACCAGAAGCACUACCACAGGAUGACCUCCAACAUGACCUCCAGCAGCUUCUUAGACACUUCUGCAAAGAGGACUGGAAACAGGAGGUGAAGUGAGGAAGCUGCCACCCCUCGACACCACCACAUAACCAUCCACCCCCUAUGCAGCAUUCAUCUUCUCUAGGUGUAGACAUUAUUACCUACAUAAUCACUGGAAGACACUGCCAUUUCUACUUGUGCAGAUGCAGUGAAUUCAUUUCUACCCACCCCCCGCCCCCGUAUUUGAUUUUGGGUUUUUGUUAUAUUUUACCCUGUAAGCUAAUUUGUGACCAAAGAUAGCAUCCUUCAUUCAGGAUGAUUUAUCCACCGAAUCGUCGUCUUUGUGCUGUACUGGGAAUUUGUCAGCAUCGCCACCUCUUGCUGUUCCUUUGCUUCUGCACUAGCUUCAUGAAAUUGCAUUUGUCAAGCCAACUUCAUCUACAGGCCUCUUCAAGUGACUAUGUACAUGCAUCAUAAAAAAGGGAGUUAACGUGUAAACUGUAUAUAGCAAGAGUAUUUGGACUUACAAGACUGCAGAAAAUACACUGCCUGUGACUACAAUUAGCAUCAUGGAUUACAAGGUCUAUUGACACUGCUGAAGAGCGAUUAAUAAAAUAACGUUAACACAAUCGACUGCAAACACAGACUGACUGAGGAGGAAGCACUGCAGAUCUACUGCAUCCAUAAGACUUCCAGUUUAGGGAUCUAUUAUAGUUAAAGGCUCUAAGAGUCAGGCUGAAAACCUGGAAAUUCAGCUGUGCUCACAAAGUAACAGCUGACUGUGGCCAUUAAUGCUUCUAAGACCUUCGGACAGCCACUUAAAGAUUUCCAGAAAAAAAAAAGAAAAGAAAAAAAAAAACAAAACAAACCACAACCCAAUUAGGUAACCAACUUGCUAGCAGCUAUAUCUAUGGCACAUUUGCAUACGGUAUUAAAAUCUUUUAGAUCUGGACAUGUGGCAGGGUGUAUUAAACAAUUAUAACUACAGUAGUUUCCUGUUUUCAUCACCGCUUAGCAAACCACACCGUCUUACUGGUGGUACUUCCUGCUGGCCACUGCACUGUAGAUAACUAUGGGAGACAGACUUACCCACUAUACAAGGAGAAUGAUUAAUUCACCGUGUUUUAUCAAGAUUGCCUCUUAUCCGAUACAUGCAUGUGGCGUUUGAAGGUCAAAGCCAAACCCUCCUAUAAUCAUGUCAGCUUGUUAGCCCUCUUAGCACUGAGCGAGCAGUUUUUAUCUUCCAAUCAAGUGUUUUUUAAAGAGAAAGUGCUCACAAUCCUUGAAAGCCAGUUUCUGUUCAUAUUUUGUUAUCUAUCUAUAUAUAUAAUAUAUAUAUUUCUAAACCAACCCUCUGAAAACCAUGAUAGCAUGUCUGCACUUUGAUUUGCAAAAAAGGGAACACAGAGAUCUGACAUUUGGGGUUAAUAAUUAACGGAGGGAGCUCUGUAGUGUUUUAGCAUAUAUAAUACACGCAUACCACACACACGCACUAACUAGAAGUUUUUAAACAAGCUCUUUCAUUUUUGAAGAGUACGCUCCAAACCAGAGUAAAACAAAUCCUCUCCUCUAGGAGUAAUACUUUCUCCACGCUUAUCUGGCCUUCUGCGAUUAUAGGGUUGUUGGGUUUUUUUAACGACUCACUCAGUGCUCAGAACAAGGGCACUUCCUCGUGAAGGCGACGAUGCCGAAAGCAUGAAAACGUCUUGGGAGUUCUGGCUUCCUUGCAGGCAAAACAACCCGAGGUGCCACGCUAACACUUUUUUGGCAGGCUGGGAAGGGGAAAAAAAAAAAAAAAAAAAACAAACCCCCACCAAACCAAAAAAAAAAAAAAAAAGAAGUGUUUUGGCUGCAACGCCGAGCGAGACCCACGAUGAAACAUUUCACAGCGCGUCACGGCUUUCUUAUUGUCAGAGACAGCACAGGAUGAUCUUCAAGGAUGGGGCUCUAAAGAAAUGCAUUUCUGUUGUGUUACUUGCGGUGCAGAUGAUGUUCUGUGUAACAACAUAAUGGUUAUUCACCUCUUAUUUUGAUUUUUUGCUGUGUUAUUAAAGAACUUGAAUACUGUGAGAAGAAGUGAAUUUUAAGUUGACGAGUCAGCAUCUUGUUCCCAUGGUGAUAACACUAAUUGAAUAUAUCUAUGAGGGCAUGUAUUAGUUAAAAAUUAAAAAAAAAAAAAAAUACAACACUAACAAUACAUAGCUGCAAUGUGUACAAUGGCUGAUUUAACUAAAUAAAAAUGUACAAGUGUUAAAUGU
Pygoscelis adeliae (Adelie penguin) is the source of this 8062-nucleotide messenger RNA. RefSeq names its product ankyrin 2, neuronal (gene ANK2). Lineage: Eukaryota; Metazoa; Chordata; Aves; Sphenisciformes; Spheniscidae. Gene Ontology annotation, cellular component: T-tubule. The transcript has 47 exons. The record is from RefSeq and is a predicted model, not a curated record. Bases 39 to 5882 code for a protein of 1947 amino acids. Gene Ontology annotation, biological process: signal transduction; regulation of cardiac muscle contraction; protein localization to T-tubule. Gene Ontology annotation, molecular function: protein binding.